Molecule: messenger RNA, 539 nt
Organism: Brassica oleracea var. oleracea
Lineage: Eukaryota; Viridiplantae; Streptophyta; Magnoliopsida; Brassicales; Brassicaceae
Product: DNA repair protein RAD51 homolog 3-like
Exons: 3
Coding region: 192-470 (92 amino acids)
Source: RefSeq, a predicted model, not a curated record
AUCAUUAAAAAGAUUACCUCUCCUUGAAAAAAAACGAACAUAACCAGCUCUUUUUGCAAUAAACGCUUUACCGGUUAAUUAUUAAAUCUUCAUAUCCGGUUAUUUUUAGGUUUCAAUUUUACUUAUAGAGAGACAUCGAAGCUACCGUACGGAGAAGAAUUUCUGGUUAAUCAAACAAUUUCACUAAACCAAUGGUUUUGCUUAUAUUAAUGGUGGCGCCUACACUCUUAAAGGCGGCGAAAAUCGCCGGCGAUCGAAGAAAGCUUCACUCGCGACGAACCUUCACGGAGACGUCGAGGCUACCGCUGUCGUCUUCGAUUAGAGGAAAGCUGAUAUCCGCCGGCUACACUUCUCUGUCGUCGAUUUCAUCCACCGAUCUCGCUCGAGAGGCUGAAGCGUUUGAGAUUUUGAAGAUGGCAAAUCAAGUCACUGGAUCAAGUUCUCUCGUAAAUGUCGUCUUCCAACUUUGAGCAUCUUCCCCAAAUUUUCACCUCUUUCUGCUCUCAUGAAUUCAUCGAAUCUCGGUUCUUCCAGCAAAC